Molecule: messenger RNA, 1401 nt
Organism: Microthlaspi erraticum
Lineage: Eukaryota; Viridiplantae; Streptophyta; Magnoliopsida; Brassicales; Brassicaceae
Source: the annotation of a GenBank genome assembly
AUGAGAAAUCACUUGUGGAAACAGAGAGUGAGCAAGAAGAAGAGAAAAAAAAAACAGAGAGAGUUUGAGCCAGAGGAGAGCGCUCAAGAGGAGGAUGUGGAGAGCGAAGAAAGUGAAGAAGAGGAAGAGAUUGAGGUUGUGGAAAGUGAACCAGGAGAAGAAGGGAGUGAGGAAGCUGAUGUGGAUGAACCAAUGGAGGAGGUUGAGCAACCACAAGCUGAGGAAGAUGAUGGCCUCCCCAUGUUCAAUGAGCACUAUGAAGCUCUCAUGUCCAUGGAAUUUGUGGAAACCAAAUACCCUCAUGAUGAUACAAUGAAGGAGCUUGGGAUCUUUGAUGAUGUGGAGUUGGUUCUCAAGAACAUGCACUUGGCCAAGUUCCUCUCUUAUAGGAUGGAGUCAUACAAGGAGCUGACUUGUGAGUUCCUAGCUUCAUUAAGAUAUUACAUUUACAGCAAGGCUGAAAGGAGAGAAUUGGAUAGAGGUUUGGGUUGGAUCACUUUCACAGCUGAUGGUGUGGAGCCAGAGGUUACCUUUAGGAAUCUUGAAGUCAUGUUUGGGUUUAACUAUGGAGAAGGAACUGAGUGGAGUUUUGACAAGAAUGAGCUUCAGAAGUUUGGACUACAAUCUUUGAUGGUGUGUACUCCUCUUCAAGGUCUAAGGCUGCUCAAAUUAGGAGUCCAGUCCUUAGAUAUGUGUACAAGGCGCUGGCCAACUCUUUCUUUUCAAGAAAGACCACAUGAACCAUCACUGAAGGAGAGCUCUAGCUGCUUGAUAUGGGGAUCAAACUACUUGAUCACAGCCUAUGCCAAUCGCUUCAAGCCCAAGAGGAAGCUGAGUGUGGGAGGCCUUAUCACGCCUAUCUUGCUAGCUGGAGGUGUGGAUACAUCUAGUCAUGAGAGUACAGCUCCUGGUUGGUUGGACAUUAAGUUUUGCAAGGUGAACACCCUUAUUGAUCACAAUGAAGUGAAUGGGAUGUACCAAUUCUUGUUCAAACAUCCUGAUGUUGGUCCCUCCAAGAUGCUUCUACCAAGCCCUGCCUACACAACAGUUAGAGGAGGAGAUAACAUUGAUUUUUGGCCUCCACUUGACAUGGUUGUUGGGCAUGAAGCUGAGGAACAAAUUGAGGAGCAAGCUGAGCAAGCGCCUGAGCUUAUGGAACAGGAGAUUCAAGUUAAUGAAGAGCUAGGCGAGCCUGAUUGCUACUACUUUGAUGAGCAAGCAAAGGAUAAGUUUGGGGGUGUUGAGAGCAUAAUGGACGUGAGGAGGAAGGAAGGACUCUGCAUGGGACUCAGCUCGACCGCGCAGCUCAAGAUGAAGAAAGGUGGCGCCUUUAUGCCCAGCUCAACCAACCCGCGCGACCCACCGGUUGAGCUAGGCCAAACUUUUCCAACUUUGCACUAG